AUGAAGACAGGAAAUCAAAGCAUCAAAACAGAUUUUAUACUUUCUGGCCUUUUCCAAUAUGGUCAAAUGGACACUUUCCUCUUUGUUGCCAUUGUAAUCCUCUUUGCAGUGGCUCUGAUGGGGAAUAUCAUACUGAUCCUUCUCAUUCAAUUGGACACCAGACUCCACACUCCAAUGUAUUUUCUACUCAGUCAGCUCUCCUUCAUGGAUAUAAUGAACAUCACCACCACAGUGCCCAAGAUGGUCACUAACUUUCUGUCAAAUAGUAAGACCAUUACUUUUUUAGGCUGUGAGAUUCAAACAUUUGUGUUCAUAGUCCUUGGUGGGACUGAAGCUCUUCUCCUUGGUUUCAUGUCCUAUGAUCGAUAUGUAGCCAUCUGUCACCCUUUGCAUUAUCCUUUACUCAUGAGCAAGAAGAUCUGUUGGUUCAUGGUCACAUGUGCAUGGACCAGUUGUUCUAUCAAUGCUUUAGUACACACAUUGUAUGUAUUUCAUCUUCCAUUUUGUAGAUCACGGCUCAUCAACCACUUUUUCUGUGAACUUCCAUCUCUAUUACAACUGGCAUGUCAGAACACUUCCCAGUAUGAGUAUACAGUCAUUCUGAGUGGGCUUAUUAUUCUGCUGCUGCCGUUCUUGGCCAUUCUAGCAUCCUAUGCCUGUGUACUUACUGUGGUGUUCCAGAUGAGCUCAGGUAAAGGACAGACAAGAGCUGUCUCCACUUGUUCCUCUCACCUGAUUGUGGCAAGCCUAUUCUAUGUGACUGCUCUCUCCACCUAUACAAGGCCACACUCCUUGCAUUCCCUGGGACAGGAUAAGACAGUGGCAGUGUUUUACACCAUCAUCACACCUCUUCUGAACCCAUUUAUCUACAGCCUGAGGAAUAAAGAAGUUAUUGGGGCCAUGAGAAGUCUGUUGAUAUAA
This is a messenger RNA of Mirounga angustirostris (Northern elephant seal), 921 nucleotides long. Its product is annotated as olfactory receptor 2AK2. Gene Ontology annotation, cellular component: plasma membrane. Gene Ontology annotation, molecular function: G protein-coupled receptor activity; olfactory receptor activity. Bases 1 to 921 code for a protein of 306 amino acids. The transcript has a single exon. Lineage: Eukaryota; Metazoa; Chordata; Mammalia; Carnivora; Phocidae. The record is from RefSeq and is a predicted model, not a curated record. Gene Ontology annotation, biological process: detection of chemical stimulus involved in sensory perception of smell; G protein-coupled receptor signaling pathway.